AUGGAGGAGGACGUUCUGGACAAACUCGAGGACAUGGCGUCGGUGCAGGACUUCGACCCCCUCACGGGCAGCAUCCCGGCCACCAAAGUGGAGAUCACGGUCUCCUGCAGGAAUCUUUUGGAUAAAGAUACAUUCUCCAAGUCUGACCCAUUGUGUGUGCUGUAUACUCAGGGCAUAGAGACCAAGCAGUGGAGAGAGUUUGGCAGGACAGAAGUCAUUGACAACACCUUGAACCCUGACUUUGUGCGGAAGUUCAUCCUCGAUUACUUUUUUGAAGAGAAGCAGAAUUUGCGCUUUGAUCUUUAUGAUGUAGAUUCCAAGAGUCCAGACCUGACCAAACAUGAUUUCCUUGGUCAAACAUUCUGUACUCUGGGGGAGAUUGUUGGAUCACCAGGAAGUCGCUUGGAGAAGCCUUUGAUAAUGGGAGCAUUUACAUUACAUUCCAAAACUGGGAAGCCUAUGCCAUCUGUCUCCAAUGGAGAAAUUCCGGGGAAAAAGUGUGGCACCAUCAUUCUCUCAGCUGAAGAACUGGGCAAUUGUAGGGAUGUGGCCACAAUGCAGUUCUGUGCCAACAAGCUGGACAAGAAAGACUUCUUUGGGAAAUCAGACCCUUUCAUGGUAUUCUUCAGAAGUAACGAAGAUGGAACAUUUACCAUUUGUCAUAAAACUGAAGUGGUGAAGAACACUCUGAAUCCAGUAUGGCAAUCAUUCGCUAUCCCUGUGCGAGCCUUGUGCAAUGGAGACUAUGACAGAACCAUAAAAGUAGAGGUAUAUGACUGGGAUCGAGAUGGCAGUCAUGAUUUCAUUGGAGAGUUUACAACCAGCUAUAGAGAACUGGCACGAGGACAAAGCCAGUUUAAUGUCUAUGAGGUGGUAAAUCCCAAAAAGAAAAUGAAGAAAAAGAAAUACUCUAAUUCAGGAACAGUAACAUUGCUGUCAUUUGCCACUGAAUCAGAACAUACGUUUCUAGAUUACAUCAAAGGAGGGACACAGAUCAAUUUCACAGUGGCCAUUGAUUUCACAGCUUCCAAUGGCAAUCCUUCUCAGUCUACCUCCCUUCAUUACAUGAAUCCAUACCAGCUCAAUGCAUAUGCCAUGGCACUGAAGGCUGUUGGGGAGAUCAUCCAGGACUAUGACAGUGAUAAAAUGUUCCCAGCGCUUGGGUUUGGAGCCAAGAUUCCCCCCGAUGGGCGUGUCUCUCAUGAGUUCCCUUUGAAUGGCAACUGUGACAAUCCUCACUGUAGUGGAAUAGAAGGAAUCCUUGAAGCAUAUCACCAGAGCCUCAAGACUGUGCAGCUCUAUGGCCCAACUAACUUUGCACCAGUGGUCAACCAUGUGGCUGGAUAUGCCUCGGCUGUGCAAGAUGGCUCCCAGUAUUUCGUUUUACUCAUCAUCACGGAUGGUGUGAUAUCAGACAUGGCUCAGACAAAAGAAGCAAUUGUCAAUGCUGCCAAACUUCCAAUGUCUAUAAUAAUUGUGGGUGUUGGACAGGCUGAAUUUGAUGCAAUGGUGGAAUUGGAUGGAGAUGAUGUUCGGAUCACAUCUCGUGGAAGGACUGCUGAACGUGACAUUGUCCAGUUUGUACCAUUCCGCGAUUACAUUGACCGCACUGGCAACCACGUCUUGAGUAUGGCACGGCUGGCUAAGGACGUGCUGGCUGAGAUUCCAGAUCAGUUCAUCUCCUACAUGAAGGGGCGUGGCAUCAAACCUAAUCCAGCUCCACCUCCUUACUUUCCCUCAAGCCACACCCUUCAGACCGAAAUCUGAAGAUCGGAAGAGCAAUUUUAGAGAGAGAGGGGCGUCGAAACAUCCAGUCACUCUUCAGGGUCUGCUUAUCUGUUUUCUGGGGCCAGAGAUCCAAGCAGUAUCUACACCAGAGUGAGGAAAUCCACAACGUGUUCUCUUUCGAAAAAGUUCAUAUUGAGAACUGUUUAUGCUGAAAUGUUGGCACAACGAUCUGUUUAAUUCAUAGACAUUUCCAUUUGGUAAACAGCAAAAAUGGGAGGGGGUAUUUUUUAAAAAGGACACACUCAAUCACAGGUAAGCAUCCUCAUUUCUUUUCAGCGAAGUAACCAAGAUGGAGUCUAGUAUGUCUUCAGGAAGUUACAUGAUUCAUUUUGCUUAUGGUAUGUGUGAUGGAUUUCCAUAAAUCUUCCAAGCAUCCCUUUCCCCUCCUCCUUCCAGCUUCAAAAAGUUUUGAAUUAUUGGAAUUUUUUAUAGCCUGUGUGUAUCAUCUGCCUGCCACAUUAGGCCUUCUGUCUUUCCUUUGUAACAGCUCAACUUCUGGAUUGACUUGGCAGGCUAAAUAUUGUGAUGAGUAUCUGUUUGAUGUCAUGUUGGUGCUGCUACUAUUUCUUGUACUGAACCCCAUCCCUAGCUUGCCCAAUUCCCUUUAUUGUUUGUAAAUCUGCUUUGGCAAUAUUUGUGCAGGCUUGGAUUGUUUAUUAGUAUGUCUUAAUGCCUCCCUUAAGUCCCUUUUUUAAUUUUUCUAAAGCUGCAGUUUCCAGUAUCUACCUGGAAACCAAUUUCUCCCUUGACUUUGAUAUCUGACAUUUCUGUGUGAGGCAUUAAUGAUGUAUUUGGAACAUCAGAGAAGAAAAUUAAAACUGAACCUGAUUUAUUUAAAUACCUUAUUGCAGUUUUGCCUAUCAGGUUAGCAAUAUCAAACAUUAACAACAGUCUACUCAUUCAGAACAAAUGUAGAGCUGCUACAUGAAAACAUGAAACUGUCCAAAUUUCACCAUUUGCAAAUACAAUCCAGUAGAGAGUCCCAGCUAUUUCUCAGCAGUUCAUUCUUUUUUGAAGGAAAGUAAAAAAAUUAGAGUUUGAAGGGAUCAUGGAGAUCUUCAACCACCUGCCUUAGGGCAAAAAUCCUCUCACCAUCCCUGAUAAAUGACUGUACACUCUUUGCUUGAAAACCUGCAGUGAUGGAGAUCCCAUGAGCCCCAUUAUGCUUAGCCAGGCAGAUAUUCCAAUCCUUUCACUAAGACUAGAUGCAAAGCCUAUUUGGAUUCUGCUCAUGAAUAAUGUCCCUAGUGGCAGCAGGUGAACUUCCUCAUACUCAUAAUUGUUUGCCUGUCUUAAGAUUCCUUCCAGCUCUCCAGACCCAAUUUUUGCAUUGCUACUAUUAUCCAAUUAUACAACCACUCUGGUAGUCGGUGUUUGCUUUCCAUAGCAGAGCUAGCUAAGGGAACAGUUCCCUCUCCAAUGAUGGUACCUACAUUGUUCCCAGAAGGUAGGAAGGAGAAUGGCAGAGAUCAGAAAUGAAAUCAAAGAUUAUGGGAUGUUCCUUCUCAGGGUUAAGUGCAAGAAUUGAAGUUUCUGAGAAUUUGAAUAUGUUGAUUAUAUAGGCCAAUUUUUUAAAAAAAUUACACUGAAGCGUCAACUUUCCAAAUGUUGACUCUCAUUUUGCAAAGGAUGUACUACUUUGCUUAAUUAUUUGAAGCAUCUCAAAUAUUCCACCACCAUCCCUUUUAACUCACUGCUUUGUAGAAGUUCAAAGAAGGUCCACUUCAUAGAACUCGCUCUUUGAAUCUUUCUGAUCUGUUAAUAAGAUUUGCAUUGCAACUGGCUGGUAUUUUGCUCAAUUGCAGGGAGAGUGAAAGAGGCAUUAAGCAGUAGAUGAGCAAUUAUGCCCAGCUGUCGCCUUUAGAGUGGUUUAAAAAAAAAAAGGCGAUACAAGUUGCAAGGCCCUUUCUUGUCCUACAGUUAAUUUGUUCGGGGUUAAUCAAAAUUUAACAAAAGGUACUGUUAACAUCUUAGGGAUUCUCGGACUGGAACAUAUACUGGAACAUCAUUCAGCUCCUCCAAUUUGUACAGCAAGAGUGUGCAUCUUCACUUAGCCCAUCAGCCAUGUUGGUUCUUUGCACAGCACAUACCUCCAAAAUGAGUGGAUCCAGGACCUAUUUUGGGAGAAGGUUCAGGGAAUAUAAGGUAUAAGGCCUUGGGUGCUAUAAAUAUCAAGGUUUGUCCCCAAUGUAAAUGAAAAUUCAAGGAUUUGGGCCCUCUUGCU
This is a messenger RNA of Notechis scutatus (mainland tiger snake), 4012 nucleotides long. RefSeq names its product copine 5 (gene CPNE5). Gene Ontology annotation, molecular function: calcium-dependent phospholipid binding. Gene Ontology annotation, cellular component: plasma membrane. Gene Ontology annotation, biological process: cellular response to calcium ion. Lineage: Eukaryota; Metazoa; Chordata; Lepidosauria; Squamata; Elapidae. The record is from RefSeq and is a predicted model, not a curated record.